This is a messenger RNA of Fonsecaea erecta, 1155 nucleotides long. RefSeq lists its product as hypothetical. Bases 1 to 1155 code for a protein of 384 amino acids. The record is from RefSeq and is a predicted model, not a curated record. Gene Ontology annotation, biological process: ergosterol biosynthetic process. Gene Ontology annotation, cellular component: endoplasmic reticulum. The transcript is spliced from 2 exons. NCBI's taxonomy places the organism in Eukaryota, Fungi, Ascomycota, Eurotiomycetes, Chaetothyriales, Herpotrichiellaceae. Gene Ontology annotation, molecular function: sterol 24-C-methyltransferase activity.
AUGGCCCCCUCUGCUACCUCCCCAGUCGCGGUCCUCGAGAAGGAGGACCAUGCCCGCGAUGCCGCCUUCAACAAGGCGCUCCAUGGCAAAUCAGUCGAAGCCUCCGGUGGGCUCAUGGCCAUGCGCAGCAAGGACAAAGCGGCGCAGAAGGCUGCAGUCGAGGAGUACUUCAAACACUGGGACAACAAAUCGGCAGCCACCGAGACGGAAGAAACUCGAAAGGCACGCAGAGAUGAAUAUGCCACCUUGACAAGACACUAUUACAACCUUGCCACUGAUCUGUACGAAUAUGGUUGGGGCACGUCAUUCCAUUUCUGUCGCUUUGCCGCAGGAGAGUCAUUCUACAAGGCCAUUGCCCGUCAUGAACAUUACCUCGCACUGAAAAUGAACAUGCAAGAGAACUGGCGUGUCCUGGAUGUCGGCUGCGGUGUUGGGGGACCGGCGCGAGAGAUGAUCAAGUUCACUGGGGCCAACGUUGUUGGAUUGAACAACAACGACUACCAGAUUGAACGGUCACUACGAUAUGCAAAGAAGGAGGGUAUCGCUGACAAAUUCACUGCUGUCAAAGGCGAUUUCAUGCAAAUGUCCUUUCCUGAGAACAGCUUUGAUGCUGUAUAUGCCAUUGAAGCCACAGUCCACGCCCCGAGCUUGCAAGGGGUGUACGAGCAGAUUUUCCGGGUGCUGAAGCCGGGUGGAGUCUUUGGAGUGUAUGAAUGGCUCAUGACCGACAACUACGACAACGACAAUCCUGAGCAUCGGGAGAUCCGACUGGGCAUCGAGCAGGGAGACGGCAUCUCCAACAUGGUCAAAGUCUCGGAAGGGUUGGCUGCUAUCAAGGCGGCUGGUUUCGAGCUGGAGCACCACGAAGACCUUGCGGAAAGACCUGAUGCGAUCCCGUGGUACUACCCUCUCGCGGGCGAGUUCAAAUACAUGGGCAGCAUGGGCGACAUCUUCACGAUCGGGCGCAUGACGUGGUGGGGACGAGGUUUGAUCCAUAAGUUCAUUGGUCUCGGCGAGACUCUGAGAGUUAUGCCUCAGGGCACUCAGAAGACGGCGGACAGCCUGGCACUAGCCGCCGACUGUUUGGUUGCAGGUGGGAAAAGGAAGCUGUUCACACCCAUGUACAUGAUGAUUGCACGGAAACCCAAAGCUUGA